GUGACCGUUGCUAGGAUACGCGGCGUCGCGGGGGUACUCUGAGGCCUGGCUCUUGGGCUGCGCACUGGUGAGCGGUGAAAUGCGGGGCUGGCGCUCCCGUUGACUCCUCAGAAAGAAGUUCACGUCGCGGGGACCUAGCGGCGCCCCAGUCGCACCAGGCAAGUGGGUAAAGUGAACAAUGGCCAGUAAUCACAAAUCUUCAGCCCCUCGCCCUAUUUCUCGGGGUGGAAUGGGACUAACAGGAAGGCCUCCUUCUGGAAUAAGACCCCCGUCUGGCAAUGUUCGAGUGGCGACUGCAAUGCCACCAACAACAGCAAGACCAGGUUCUCGUGGUGGUCCCUUAGGGACUGGUGGAGUUUUGUCAUCUCAAAUCAAAGUUGCUGAUCGUCCUGUGACCCAACAAGGUUUGAGUGGAAUGAAGACUGGCAUGAAAGGUCCCCAGAGGCAAAUUUUAGACAAAUCUUACUAUCUUGGACUUCUUAGGAGCAAAAUAAGUGAACUUACAACUGAAAUUAAUAAGCUUCAGAAAGAAAUAGAAAUGUACAACCAAGAAAAUUCAGUGUAUUUGUCAUAUGAAAAGAGGGCAGAGACAUUAGCUGUUGAAAUUAAAGACUUUCAAGGACAACUGGCAGACUACAACAUGUUGGUAGAUAAACUUAAUACCAAUACUGAAAUGGAAGAAGUAAUGAAUGAUUACAACAUGCUUAAAGCUCAAAAUGAUAGAGAAACACAAAGUAUGGAUGUCAUAUUUACCGAAAGACAAUCGAAGGAAAAACAAAUCAGAAGUGUAGAAGAAGAAGUUGAACAAGAAAAGCAAGCAGCAGAUGGCAUUAUCAAAAAUAUGUCUCCUGAAAAACAAGUCAAGUACAUAGAAAUGAAAACCACAAAUGAGAAACUGUUGCAGGAAUUAGAUACACUUCAGCAACAACUAGAUUCUCUGAACAUGAAAAAGGAGAGCCUAGAAACUGAAAUAGCACACUCCCAAGUAAAACAAGAGGCUGUAUUGCUGUAUGAAAAACUUUAUGAGUUAGAGUCCCAUCGAGAUCAAAUGAUUGCAGAAGACAAAAGCAUGGGAUCGCCAAUGGAGGAAAGGGAGAGAUUGCUUAAGCAGGUUAAAGAAGAUAAUCAGGAAAUAGCCAGCAUGGAGAGACAGUUAACAGAUAUAAAAGAAAAAAUAAACCAAUUUAGUGAAGAAAUUAGACAACUUGACAUGGAUUUAGAGGAGCACCAAGGUGAAAUGAAUCAAAAAUACAAGGAGCUUAAAAAAAGGGAGGAAAAUAUGGACGCUUUUAUAGAGACUUUUGAGGAAACGAAGAAUCAGGAACUAGAGCGGAAGGCACAGAUAGAAGCCAGCAUCAUCACACUGUUAGAGCAUUGCAGUCGGAAUAUAAAUCGUAUGAAACAGAUAUCCUCCAUCACCAACCAAGAGCUAAAGAUGAUGCAGGAUGACCUCAGCUUUAAGUCAACUGAGAUGCAGAAGUCACAGACAACAGCUAGGAAUUUGACUUCAGUUUCGGAUUUUGAAGUCUGGUCUUUUUACAAGGUAAAGACAUGUAGUGUGAUGUUCUCACAGUGCUUGGUAGUAGCCACAGCCAUAGCUUCUAGGAGGCAAUGUGAUUAUGAGGUUAAGCAGUCAUCUCUUACAAAAUUGCAUCAAGAAAGAACAGUAUUGUCAACUCACAGAAAUGCCUUUAAGAAAAUAAUGGAGAAGCUGACCUCAGAUUAUGAGACCCUUAAAACGCAACUCCAAGACAAUGAGACACAUGCUCAGCUUACAAAUCUGGAGAGGAAGUGGCAGCACCUGGAGCAAAAUAAUUUCGUAAUGAAAGAGUUCAUAGCAACCAAGAGUCAAGAGAGUGAUUACCAGCCGGUGAUUAAAAAUGUGAUGAAGCAGAUUGCAGAGUAUAAUAAAACCAUCAUGGAUGCUCUACAUAAUGCCAGCAGAAGCUGAAGCUGAGCCGACUGAGUCUGCAAGCAUCCUCAAGGAUGCUAAAAGUGAAUUAGCUUCCCCUUGAAGAGUUAGAGCCCAGCUUCUUGAAUGCCCUGGCUUUGUGAUCUCCCUGAAGGAGAGAUAGCUUGUAUAGUUGAAUAAGUCAAUAAAAUGUUUGCAUAUAAAUAA
Molecule: messenger RNA, 2119 nt
Organism: Mus caroli (Ryukyu mouse)
Lineage: Eukaryota; Metazoa; Chordata; Mammalia; Rodentia; Muridae
Source: RefSeq, a predicted model, not a curated record